AUGGCUCCCAAGAAGACCGCCGGUGCUGCCAAGGAGAACGUCUCUCUCGGUCCUUUGGCCGGAGAUGGCAAGCUCGUUUUCGGUGUUGCCCGUAUCUUUGCCUCCUUCAACGAUACCUUCGUCCACGUCACCGAUCUGAGUGGUCGCGAAACCAUCUGCCGUGUCACCGGUGGUAUGAAGGUCAAGGCUGACCGUGACGAGUCUUCCCCCUACGCUGCCAUGUUGGCUGCUCAGGAUGUUGCUGCUCGCUGCAAGGAGCUUGGCAUCAACGCCCUCCACAUCAAGAUCCGUGCCACUGGUGGUAACGGCACCAAGACCCCCGGUCCCGGUGCUCAGUCCGCCCUCCGUGCUCUUGCCCGUUCCGGCAUGAGAAUCGGCCGUAUCGAGGACGUCACCCCCACUCCCUCCGACUCUACUCGUCGCAAGGGUGGUCGCCGUGGUCGUCGUUUGUAA
Aspergillus luchuensis is the source of this 453-nucleotide messenger RNA. It is a transcript of the gene RPS14, whose product is annotated as 40S ribosomal protein uS11. Gene Ontology annotation, cellular component: ribosome; cytosolic small ribosomal subunit. Gene Ontology annotation, biological process: maturation of SSU-rRNA from tricistronic rRNA transcript (SSU-rRNA, 5.8S rRNA, LSU-rRNA); translation; ribosomal small subunit assembly. The transcript has 4 exons. Lineage: Eukaryota; Fungi; Ascomycota; Eurotiomycetes; Eurotiales; Aspergillaceae. The record is from RefSeq and is a predicted model, not a curated record. The coding region runs from base 1 to 453 and encodes 150 amino acids. Gene Ontology annotation, molecular function: small ribosomal subunit rRNA binding; structural constituent of ribosome; mRNA 5'-UTR binding.